Penicillium samsonianum is the source of this 567-nucleotide messenger RNA. RefSeq lists its product as uncharacterized. The transcript has 2 exons. Lineage: Eukaryota; Fungi; Ascomycota; Eurotiomycetes; Eurotiales; Aspergillaceae. The record is from RefSeq and is a predicted model, not a curated record. The coding region runs from base 1 to 567 and encodes 188 amino acids.
AUGAAGCUGAAAAGAAGAGACGCGAGGACGACUAUCUGGAGUGGAUGGUCAAGUUCGGCAAGAAGGUCUUCGAAGAAGGUCGCCGCCGGUCUGCCUCUCCCCGCGACCGCCAAGCUCCCCCGCGAGAGAGGACCCCGCCGCGCCCCCGAGAACCAGAGGCCCGCCGUCCCCCCCGCCGGUCGACAGCUUUCCCGGCCCCCCCCCUCCGUCUCAAGCCCGCCCCCUCACUACCAACAGGCUCCCGGUCGAGGAAACUCCCGGGCUGCUGCCUCCCAUCUGCCCCGUCGACAAGAUUUCCGGGGCCCAUCCCACCAACCCUCCGGCCGACAUGAUUCCCGCGCGGCCGAGUUGAAUCAACGGGACCUGCCUGCCAACACCCCUUCAGGCCCCACCCGCCGUGGACUCGCUACGUCACGGUGGGCAAACCGCCAAGCCCCUCCUCAGGAGGAGGCGAGCCGUGGGCUGGCUCGCUCCGGCAACAACAGCGCCCUUGAGGCCCCGCCCACCAAUGCUGAUAAUGCUCCCGCGGCCAAUAACGCCCCCCCGCCAACUCGUCAGGAGACGUAG